GAGACCCAUCGAUUUUCGAGAAAAGCAGCAGGAAAAGCAGCAGCAGCAGAAGCAGCAGCAGCAGGGAAACUGUGUGGGCAGCAGCAGCCAGUCAGUUAGUCAGUCAGCCAGGUUGAAACAGUUAAAUUAUGAAAACGUAUACAAAACUGGCCCGUUUUCGCCGCAGCAGUCAAUUCGCCGCCUGAGAGCGAACGAAAAAUUGUGUGUCCUUUGGAGUCGACGUGUCGAAGCGAAAAGUUAAUACAGUGGCACUGCAUCUGCCUCCGCUGAAUAAUUGAGCCACUGCAGCCACAGUCACAGCCAAAGUCACAGUCAUAGCCAUAGCCAGCAAAAUCCUGGCCAGACGAGUGUGUCGCGGUCGUGUGAAUAAUUGAUUGGAUAACCGUAAACAAAUCGAGGCAACCAACGACGCGGAAUCGCGGCGUAUAUGUCAGUCCAGUGCCAAGGCUGAGCCGAGACCUUUUCCUUCCACCUUCCCCCAGCGAAAGGAGCUGCCGUUUGCCAUUAUCGAUUUGUGUGUAUGUGCCCACACGUCAACAACAGCAGGAUAUAUUCGCGUGGCAGCAGGAUCAGCAGCAGCAGCAGCAGCAGCAGCAACAACAACAGUAACUGCAACAUCUGCAGCAGCAACAACAGCAACCGCAGCAACCUCAAGACAGACAGCAAACCGCUCUAAGCAAGCAUAAUGGCGAGUGGCGGAGACCCAAAGUGGCAGAAGGAUGCCGCCGACCAGAACUUCGACUACAUGUUCAAGCUGCUCAUCAUCGGCAACUCCAGCGUGGGCAAGACCAGCUUCCUCUUUCGCUACGCCGACGAUAGCUUCACAUCCGCCUUCGUCUCCACGGUGGGCAUUGACUUCAAGGUGAAGACCGUCUUUCGGCACGACAAGCGCGUAAAGCUGCAGAUCUGGGACACGGCUGGACAGGAGCGGUACCGCACCAUCACCACAGCCUACUACCGCGGUGCGAUGGGCUUUAUCCUGAUGUACGACGUCACUAACGAGGACAGCUUCAACUCGGUGCAGGAUUGGGUGACACAGAUCAAAACCUAUUCGUGGGACAAUGCCCAGGUGAUCCUGGUGGGCAACAAGUGCGACAUGGAGGACCAACGGGUGAUCAGCUUCGAACGUGGUCGCCAGUUGGCCGAUCAACUGGGUGUGGAGUUCUUCGAGACGUCCGCUAAGGAGAAUGUGAACGUCAAGGCUGUCUUCGAGCGCUUGGUGGACAUCAUCUGCGACAAGAUGUCCGAGAGCCUGGACGCGGAUCCGACGUUAGUGGGCGGUGGUCAGAAGGGCCAGCGGCUGACGGAUCAGCCGCAGGGCACGCCCAAUGCCAACUGCAACUGUUAGAGCUCCGAUGGGAGGAUUGGAGGACGGGAGGAUCCUACUGCACCCCAACAACCACAUCCGUAACAACCAUAGACAACAGAAAUUGAAGCUAGCUAAUUAGUCAGCAUUGAGCAGGGGAUUGCAGCUAAUCCCUCAGUAAGCCGACGACGACGGUUCGGAUACCGAUGGAAAGAUAAUGGUAAUGAUAAUGAUGAUAUAUGUUAUAGGCGUGCCUCCCCUUUUCGGGAGGGGUGUGGCACUGUGUUUGUAACGAUAUGUGUAUGUAUAUCCUUUGCGUUCGCUCGCCUCAGUGUAAAUGUCAAAUGUUAUUUAAUCCGAUGUUUGAAUUGUAAUUUGUAAUUGGUAAUUGGUAAUUGGUAAUUUGUAUUUUAAUCGGCUGCCACAGCGAAGAACCAUUUGUUGAGUGUGUGAAUUGUGUUGAAUUUAUUCGAAUUGAGAGAUCAAAAUCGAUAAAUUGAAAAAGAGCAAAGAAUUUAACGAAAGUCCGAUUUGACGGUGAUUCGGCACUAAUUAAGCAUGCACCCCGAGUGCUGAUUAAAGUCAUUUGAUUUGCGGCCCCACGCAACGGGGUCAGAGGUCAGUCAGCACGAGUAUUUCGAACCGUUCUCCACAUCCACAUGUAUAUACGCUGGCUAAACUGUACAGUUUGAGAUGCUUGACGAAACGCACAAAGCUAGCGAAUCGGUGAAAUCGACAGACAACUAACUAUAGCUACACUAUCCUACACACCACACUUCACACUCCACUCACCCAUGUAUAUGUAUGGAUACACACAAGCAAAGAGCACUGAACACACACACACACACACACACAGUCGGAAACGGAUAUAGUUAAACCCCAAAUCCCUGGCUUGGAGCAUUCUAGCAAACACAAACAAACAAACAAACAAACAAACAAACAAACAAACCGGCUGAGAGGUAAGCCGUUAUUAUUAAAUAUUAUGAUUAUUAUUAUUAUGUACGUAUGUAUUUAUGUAGUGAAAUGGAAAAUUUUAAUGUGUUGCAAAUGAUAAAAGAAAUAUAUACAUCAAAUAUACAUGUAUCGCAUAGAGUACUAUAGAACUACCAGACCCAGAACUACGUAGAGGUAAUUGCAGUUUUCUGUUACCCGGCAUCCCUUUCGAACACCUUUCGAACACCUUUCGAGGGCCAGAGUGACAAUAACCCGCAGGAGAUCAGGACCACUGAGAUCCCCUCCCCCUCGAGGUCAGGCAACCGAAGUUAAAUUCCCCCCCACCUCACCGCCCACUUUUUGAUUUUCCCCCACAAGACUGUUGCGAACUGAAUCCGGACUGCGAGUUACUUGAACCCACCGAGCCAGCUGAGAGAUCGGUGCAUUUAAUUUGCCAGCCCUUCCCAAAACCCGAAACCCAAACACCCCCUUUUAUAUGCACACACCACCCACUUUUCUACCUGUAUACUUCAUGGUAUAUGCUAUACUAUACUAAACUAUACAAGGCUUUCCUUUGUUAACGCUUUAAAGACACAACAAACCGCUGCCGCGACUAAAUUUGAACGAAGAUAAAGCGGGGACAAGGACAGGGACUUUGACUUUGGGGGAUAAAACUGCUGAAUCUGAAUAUGUAACUGAAUAUAUAUAUAUAUAUACAUAUGUAUUUGCCAAUGCUCGUUAAUGUUAAAUAUGUGUACAAGCAGAGUUUCACUUGAAUUACGAUUAAAUUAAAGGCAUAUCGCUGUAUUAUAAAUACCCAAAAACGAAGGCAAAACAAAAUGGAAAACCGAAAUUGCACCCAGAAAAAUGGCAGGAAAAACCACACGAAAUGCACAACGAGUUGCUAAGUGCCGGAGAGGGAAAGAGGGGAAGGAAACUGGGAUAUGGAAAAAGAUUAUGGAGGAGAAGGAGAUUCUAUACAAAAAUGCCUUAAGCCAGCGACUCAGGUCGCUGAUUGGUCUUUUUGGCAUUCGAACUGUUUUGUAAAAUAAUUAAUCAUACAACUUGCAUAACCACCUCUUCGAGUAUUUGUCUUUGUAUUCGUGUGUGGACUCGCUUUUAGUCAAGACCCAAUUAAAUAAUCCAACCCAAUUAAACUAAACCGAACUAAAGCUAAAUCUAAAUCUAAACCAGAGUAAAAUCAAAGCAUAUAACACAAAGGUAAACGAGAAACAAUUGUUAAUGAAUUUCGUGCAUAGGCAUAACGCAAAAAUGUUUGCGCUACAUUGUUGUCAUUUAAACCAAUACUUAGCAUAUUGAUUAUUGCAUUGUGUACUCAGCUAACCCAAAUAUUUGUAAACCCUAUUCAAACAAUUCCAACUCCAAACACAAUGGCAUUAUUUGUAUUCCAUUUGAAUUGCAACAAGAAUAACCCAACUAGGAAAUGUAUACAAGAAUGUCAAAAUAAAAUAAUUCAAUAUAUUAUUCAAUGAUGGUUUUUAAACACUAACACACAUCUGCAUACCCGUACUUUUGAGGAUACUAACAUAGAUAUACAGAUACACACAUAUAUACAUAAUAUACACAUAAUGGUAUUGAAAUUAUUGUAUUCCCAUAAUAAAAUAUAUGCAAAAGGUGUAUGGUAAAACGA
Messenger RNA from Drosophila elegans, 3890 nucleotides. It is a transcript of the gene Rab3, whose product is annotated as ras-related protein Rab-3. Gene Ontology annotation, molecular function: GTP binding; GTPase activity. NCBI's taxonomy places the organism in Eukaryota, Metazoa, Arthropoda, Insecta, Diptera, Drosophilidae. The record is from RefSeq and is a predicted model, not a curated record. The transcript has 5 exons. Gene Ontology annotation, biological process: regulation of exocytosis; protein secretion; protein localization to plasma membrane. The coding region runs from base 686 to 1348 and encodes 220 amino acids. Gene Ontology annotation, cellular component: plasma membrane; endosome; synaptic vesicle.